AUGGCUAGUCUCGCCCGUGAUACCACUGCUUUCAAGUCUGCGCUGCAUAGACAAGACUACACGUCAUGGCACUCGAACCCAGCGCCUGCGGGGGUGGUAGAGGGGGCGGCCUCGUCGUCGAAGGGGAAGGAGAAGGAGAAGGAGAAGGAGGCGGUGGUGGGUGGCAAGGCGAAGAAGAAGAAGCCCAAGCACAAUAUUGUAUACUCUCAGCCUGCAGAUACGGGGACAGGCAGCAAUGUAAAUACCCAGCUGCUUUAUGCUGUUAAUCAUCUAAAAUCUAAUCCUGGGCCUAUGCGCUUACAAGACCUUGCCAUCAUUACCGCCACUCCUCUUGACACCGACCGCGUUCUCCUAGAGAAGUUCCGGAAUCACGACAGAAUCGAGUACAAUCCCAAAAAUGAAACAUACUCGUAUAGACAUGACUACACAUUCAACAACAAAGCCGCCCUUCUGACAGAAAUACAGAAGCACACCCGGCAUGGAGGCGGGCUAUCAAUACGUACGCUGAAGGAAUCGUGGAAAGAAGCUGCACAAGCGGUGGAAGAGCUCGAGCAGGAGGGCGAGGUGUAUGUUACGCGGACGCAAAAGGACGGCCAGCCGCGGAUGGUGUUUUGGAACGAGAUAAAGUCUACCCAAGAGGGGGAGGGCAGGCCUGUCGAGAAAGAAUUCCAGGAUCUCUGGCACUCUCUGACGGUACCAGAAGAGCCCGAUCUUAUCAGGCAACUUGCAUCUGAGGGACUCCAGGCAACUGCUGCCGAGUCUGUUGCGCCCAAAGGCCCCGUGACGAAGAAGAAGGGGAAGAAGAGCGCGCCGAGGCAGAGGCAGGCGCGGAUUACGAAUGUGCAUUUGAAGGGCCAGAUCGAUCUCAGUCGAGACUAUGUGCCUCCUGCGAAGUAGUCCGGCGGCCACGGAUUGCUGGAUGUUGGACCCUGUGGAAGGGGGUCUUGGUCAGGUACGAUAUGUUGUUGUUAAGUACGUACCGUAAAUGACUCGCUCUAAAUGUAUACACCGAGAGACGGUACCCAGUUAUGAGUCAUGUUUGAGCAUACCAGAUGUAUACUCGUACAGUCACUAUCUACAGUCAUUAUCCAAUCCAGAAC
Gloeophyllum trabeum ATCC 11539 is the source of this 1100-nucleotide messenger RNA. RefSeq names its product transcription initiation factor IIE, beta subunit. The record is from RefSeq and is a predicted model, not a curated record. NCBI's taxonomy places the organism in Eukaryota, Fungi, Basidiomycota, Agaricomycetes, Gloeophyllales, Gloeophyllaceae. Bases 1 to 897 code for a protein of 298 amino acids. Gene Ontology annotation, biological process: transcription initiation at RNA polymerase II promoter. Gene Ontology annotation, cellular component: transcription factor TFIIE complex. The transcript has 6 exons.